AGUGGUUUGUUCGAAAUGUGGUUAAUAUUGAUCGGAGUUCUAACCUUCCCAGUGAUAAUUUUCGCUUACAUUGAAUUGCGUGUAGCACAUAGGCGACGACUGGUGAAUAAGUUUAAUGGACCUUCCCCGGUGCCCAUAGUGGGAAAUGCUCUUCAAUUGGGCAAUAAUCUGCCAGAGACUAUAAAUACAUAUUUCAAUUGGUGGCAUCAGUUUGGCAAAGAUAAUUUUCGUUUCUGGAUUGGCUAUUACUCAAACAUUUUGAUAACAAAUGCCAAAUACCUAGAGUACAUACUCAGCAGUCAAACUUUGAUACAAAAGUCAGAUAUCUAUGAUCUUUUACAUCCAUGGCUUGGUUUCGGUUUGCUUACCAGUAAAGGCGAAAAAUGGCACAAACAUCGCAAGAUGAUAACUCCAUCAUUUCAUUUUAAUAUCUUGCAAGACUUUCAUGAGGUCAUGAAUGAGAAUUCUACAAAAUUCAUUAAGAAACUGAGGAUUGUGGCAGCCAAUGAUAACAUCAUCGACUUUCAAGAUCAAACCCAUUAUUUCACCUUGGAUGUUAUAUGCGAUACAGCGAUGGGUGUCCCUAUAAAUGCCAUGGAAAACAGUGAUUCGAAAGUUGUGCAUGCAUUUAAUGAUAUGUGUUAUAACAUCAAUAUGCGAGCCUUCCACCCAUUUAAACGAUCCAAAUUCUGUUAUCGUUUUUUCCCCGAAUAUUCAAAAUAUUGCGAAACUUUGAAAACUCUUCAGGAUUUCACCAAUGACAUUAUCGAGAAGCGCGUUGAAGCUUACAAACUAGAAACUACUGAGAAAACUGAAAGCAAUGAAUUCUCGCGUAAAAAAAUGUCAUUUUUGGAUACUUUACUCUCUUCGACUAUAGAUGGACGUCCGUUGACAAAUGUCGAGAUCUAUGAAGAGGUAUCCACAUUCAUGUUUGAGGGACAUGACACAACCACUUCGGGUGUGGCAUUCGCUGUAUAUCUUCUCUCACGUCAUCCGGAUGAGCAGCGUAAACUCUUUGAGGAACAGUGUGCCGUAAUGGGCAGUGAUCUGAGUCGCGAUGCCACCUUUCAGGAAAUAGCUGAUAUGAAAUAUUUGGAUUUGUUCAUUAAGGAGGCACAGCGAGUUUAUCCCAGUAUUCCGUUUAUAGGACGCUAUACGGACAAGGACUAUGAAAUAGAUGGUACCAUCAUUCCCAAGGACACAACCCUCGUAUUGGCCAUCCUUAUUAUCAACUACGAUAAGAGGACUUUCAAGGAUCCCCAUGUCUUUCGACCUGAACGUUUCGAGCAGGAGAGACCGGGCCCCUUUGAGUAUUUACCUUUCAGCGCUGGUCCUCGCAAUUGCAUAGGACAAAAGUUUGCCCUCCUCGAAAUCAAGACAGUGAUUUCCAAAAUUAUACGUACAUUUGAAGUACUGCCUGCUCUCGAUGAGCUGAUCUCUAAGGAUAACCGUUUAAGUACGUUCUUGGGUCCCGAAGAAGAACGACUAAAAUUUGAGCAAAAGCGUCAUAAAUAUGAUCCCAUUUUGUCUGCUGUUCUAACUCUCAAAUCCGAGAAUGGUUUGCAUUUGCGUUUGAAGGAGAGAGUAUAGUUUAGGUUUCUGUUAUUGUUUGUAUUUUAUUGUUUUAUGUUAUUAAAGUUUAAUUAACAGCUACAAGGACUGUACCGACGUAGGCAUUGGCUAUAAAUGAUGAAGGAUUUAUGAUUUCACCAUCGAUAUACUGGGAAUUCAGGGAUGUGGUAAUGAUUUCUGCCUCAGAACCUAGACUAUAAUAUUUGGUUAGAUCGAUGGUUUUGCUACUAUCACCCAGAUUAAGGACGACCACAUAAAGAUCGCUACCCUCCUUUUGACUGGAAUAAAAGACAUUGGCAUUAGAAAA
Drosophila willistoni is the source of this 1879-nucleotide messenger RNA. Its product is annotated as cytochrome P450 4e2. The record is from RefSeq and is a predicted model, not a curated record. Bases 16 to 1590 code for a protein of 524 amino acids. Lineage: Eukaryota; Metazoa; Arthropoda; Insecta; Diptera; Drosophilidae. Gene Ontology annotation, molecular function: monooxygenase activity; oxidoreductase activity, acting on paired donors, with incorporation or reduction of molecular oxygen; iron ion binding. The transcript is spliced from 5 exons.